Petromyzon marinus (sea lamprey) is the source of this 1559-nucleotide messenger RNA. NCBI's taxonomy places the organism in Eukaryota, Metazoa, Chordata, Hyperoartia, Petromyzontiformes, Petromyzontidae. The record is from RefSeq and is a predicted model, not a curated record.
AUAACCACCACCACCACUACCAUCACUAUCACCACCAUCCAUCCACCUAUCACCACCACCACAUCACCGAGCAUCGCUAAUCUUUAUCCAUCACCUACCACCACCACCACCACCACCGCCACUUCGCCCAGGAUCUCGGAUCUUUACCCGUCAUUCACCACGACCACUCUAAGUACUUGGAACUCUGUCACCACCACCAUGGACUCGAACUCAUCUUCGUCGUCUUCCGGCUCCGGCACGCUCAUCUUGAUCGCCGGCCUGCUGCGAGAGCCGGCCGGCACGCGGCCGCUCGUCUUCACCGUCGUCCUCCUCCUCUACGCGGUGGCGCUCGUCGGCAACCUGCUGCUGUGCGCAGCCAUCUACCGCGACCCGCGCCUCCACAGGCCCAUGUUCAUCCUGCUCGCAAACCUGGCCAUCAGCGACGUCGUCGGCUGCUCCGCCACGCUGCCGCGCAUCAUGCGCGACCUGGCGGCGCCCAACUUCAUCACGGUGGGCGAGUGCGUCGCGCAGAUGCUCGCCAUCCAGUUCUACCGCGCGCUCGAGUGCUACGUGCUCACGGCGAUGGCGCUCGACCGCUACGCGGCCAUCUGCAGGCCGCUGCGCUACCACGCGGUCGUGACGAACGGGCGUGUGGCCACGGCCAACGCGGCCACAGUGGUCGUGUCGGCGCUGCUUGUCUCGGUGCUGCUCAUCCUCACAUCGAGGCUCAACUUCUACAACUGCGACAGGCCCAAGGCCGUGUACGCGGCGCAGUGCGACAACGUGCAGGUGAGCGGAGGGGUCCGCGUGAGUGUGUGCCCAAAAGGAAACAAUGCUUUCCACUGGCACAUCCGAGCCGAGCCAGCAUCAAGCCGAAAUGAUGGAGAGUCUUCGAGAGUGGAAGUGGCAAGCGCGGCACACGGUAACACGUUCCCACUUCCGCCCGCCCCGGCGCAGCUUCUCAACUUCGCAUGCAGCGACGGCACGGCCAACAACGUGUACGGCCUGGUGCUCACCACCUGCACUGUGGGCCUGUCGCUGGCCGUCGUCUCGUUCUCCUACGCGAGCAUCAUCUACGAGUGCCGCUUCCGGGGAACGCGCAGGGACACGGCAGCCAGCAAGGGCCACCAGAAGGCCAUGCAGACGUGCGUCACCCACGUGCUCGUGCUCGCCGUCUUCUACCUGCCCGUCCUCUUCCUGGUCACCUACAAUCGCGUGGACAAGUUACUGCCCAUCCCGGACGCCGCUCGCCAGCUACUCGGAGGGCUCUUCUACAUCGCCCCGCCGGCGCUCAACCCCAUCAUCUACGGGGUGCGGACAGGAGAGAUCCGCAAGGCCAUGCUCAGGAUCCUGCUCUGCAAGUUCGGACGCGACUCCGUGACGCCCGGCGACGAAGGGCACUAGCGGUGCCAGUGAUCCGGCACGGUUCGGGUGGUUUAUUUUUCUUCCCUCCCCCCACCACCCCCACCCCCCCCUUACUGUCACAUCCGAGCCGAGCCAGCGCAGUAUGGGUGUUUUUUUUUUCCACUGGCAUACCCGAGCCGAGUCAGCAACGUUCGGGUGUUUGUUUUUUUUUGUUU